Molecule: messenger RNA, 2771 nt
Organism: Phyllopteryx taeniolatus (common seadragon)
Lineage: Eukaryota; Metazoa; Chordata; Actinopteri; Syngnathiformes; Syngnathidae
Exons: 2
Coding region: 638-2521 (627 amino acids)
Molecular function (GO): DNA binding; zinc ion binding
Source: RefSeq, a predicted model, not a curated record
GGUGGCUUGUCUUGUUAUUUUUUAAAGAUGGCGUUUCAUCCAAAUAGUGCAUGGUUUUACACUUUUCUAGCUUGUUUGAAAAUGUAGUACAGUUUUAAAAAAGUAAGAAAAAAAACAAUUCAAAUGUCAGGGUUGCUGGGAUUCAAUUUCGGGGUGCUGGAUUUCCCCCCCCAAAUGGGCCUUAACUUGUGUGCACUGGAUUUCGUGUAUCUUUCGCUAGUGAGCUAGUUCUGUUUGUGUAAUGAGAGGUUUUCUCCCGUUUGAUAACUGCAUGGACCCAUUUUAUGGUGCGCCUACCAGACCCAAGGCUGAGGUGUAACAGUCAUCGACUGAAGUCUGAAAACAAAAGCACAGCUCCAGCAAGCAGGAAGUGCACUUUUGGAUUUUUGGGACGUCCAACAAUUCCUCCACUCGUGACUGAGGCAGACAGACUGGGACUUUACUGGGCACAGUCUAAAACGCUUAACAUAAAAAAAGCUCACUUAAUGUCCGAACACUGUGAUCGUUCAUCACACAAACCUGUGUGUACCUCUCUACUCAUGCCCACUUCAGCCAGUGAAAAUAUCCAAACAAAGUUGUUCUCAUUUUUAUUUUUGAAAGUUACAGUUUCAUUUCAGUCAUCUGCACGAGAACAUUCAUGGCUUUCAUGCAAAAAGAUUCUGAGUUCACGCGGGCCGAAGUAGAAGCUAUUCUGCUUGAUGUGGAGAAGUAUAAAGACUGCAUAUCACAUGAACCACCCGUGGAGCCUACGGGGGGUGAUGUGUUCCUGUAUCAGAGUUUGCAGGGAGGCAGAUGCACUAUGGACUUAAAAUUUGAUCAAAAGAUGUGGAAACAGAAAGGGUCAAAUCUUCACAACAUUAAAAAAUAUGGCGGUAGGGUGCUGAAGCGAUACUACCACAUUAGGACAACUCAGUGUGACAAGGGAUCAGCAGAGUUUAGAAAGAAUGUAUACUGUCUUGUGCCACAAGUUGAUUGUAAAUCGGCGACAGCUUUGUAUCUGAUUCACUACCUGGGAAAUGAGAGUGUGGAUGUGCUAAAGAAACAUGGCAGUUCAAAACCUGAGAGAGUCUUCAUUUCUUCCAAAAAAGAGGUAUUUGCAAAGAUCCUUCACGAGGACGAUAGGCAGGCUCCAACUAAGGAGGAGCACAUGCCUGUGAAUUUCCCACAUCAUCUCAAACAGGUUCAAAAUGCCACGUAUGCUACCAGAAGUGCACAAGGAAUAUCUCAUGAUGAAAUGUACAGUAUCCAUGAACUGGCAUACCAGCUUCCGGGCUUUGUCUGGUAUAUUUCUACUUUUCCAGACCUUCUGGUUUUUGCAGGGAUGCCAGAAAUGAUGGAUUUAGCUCAGGACAACUUAGAGGAAGCAGUUGAAUUCAAAUACCCUCAAAUGUUGGGCUAUGAAACAACAUUUCAGAUGGGUGACUUCUAUGUUUCAGUGCUUACUGUGAGAAACACAUCCCUUGUGGAUGAUCCUGUGUUUCCUGUUGGUUUUAUGCUGCAUGAACGUGAAUUGAUGCAACAUCAUGAAAUGUUUCUUCAUGACAUUCUGGGGAAACUUCGAAUGGGUGAAGAAAAAUUCCACAGUGUGCCCAUCGCUGUUGGCCGAGAAAAGGGAAUUGUCGAGGCCUUGAAGACGAGGUUCCCUAACAUUAGCCUUGUUUUGUGCAGGAACCGUGUCUUGCAUGACAUUGAAUACUGGGUGAAAAAGAACGGCUGCACAAGGGAUGACAUAGAGGUACUAAAAGAUCAAAUUGAGGAACUAAUUAAUUUGCGUAACAGAGAUGAGUUUGAAGCACAUUACAGCAAAUUUGCAGCCAUGUGGCCAAAGGAAUUUAUCAAAUAUUUCAACCAGCACUUGAGGGAAGACCUAUCCAACAUAGCUUUCUUUGGCACGGAACAAUUUGAUGCAUUCAAACAUAACGGUCCAACCAACAACAUCAGUGAAAGUAUGCAUAAAAUGCUUAAAUCACAAGAUGAAUGGAAGGAACUUCCGGUUGAUGCCAUGGUUCUGUCUUUCUACUACAUGCAGUCAUUCUUUUUAUCUGAGUUUCAAAGGGCUAGAUAUGGGUUGGGCAGUUACAACCUGAAGCGGGGGGUCCCUGUGCCUUUGACGGAUAUCGACAUACCCUCAUUUGUUCCUUUGGAGGACAUUGUUGGGAAAGUCAAGGACCAUCUGAGAGAUGAACAGAGCAGAGAACACAAAAACACAAAGCUAUCGAUGUUUCAGACCUCAUUAGCGAACACAGUAGUCAAGAUGGGGUUGGUGAGCCUGACUUCGUCUGCGGGCGUGUUUGUGGUUAAAAGCCCUUGGAAUGAGACUGUCCACGUAGUUCAGAACAACCCCGACGGGGCCGAAUGCUGCUGCCCCAGCACAGGCAAGUGUUGCCAUAUCCUGGCUGUUGAAAUGGCAACCGGGAUGAGUCUUCAUAUAAAAAGGCCAUACAAUCUGUCACAAAUGCGCAAAAGGGAUCGAGGCAGAGCAAAAACACAGACGAAAGGUCAAGCGGAGCUGGACCUGUAAAAUUAACUUUCUUGCCAUGCAAACAUUCUGUCUGGGUCCUCCAGUCAUUCGGGGUUCCGUUCUUGAAUGUUGAUUGUUGGCUGAUAUCAAAUUGCAAACAAAGAUCAUGAGAAAUGAGUGCUGUUCCCUUUCACCAAGAAGUGGUUUGUCGUAUAGUUAUCAUUACGGUAUUUAUUGUUGCACUUCUUGCUUUCAAAUUGCUAAUGUACAUUCUCCAUUGCGUUGACAAAUAAAAUAUCUCUUUCUACCA